AUGUGUUUCCAAGAUUAUUUGAAACAAACAAUGAAAAAAACCGAAUUGGUGACUAUAUUUAUAACAUUACUGAUUUUCAUCCGCUUUCUAAACACAGGUUUACAUGCAAUAAAAAUAGUGAAGUUUGUAGUGCCAGAGAUAAUUCAGUAUGGUGUUCAAGAUUCGGUAAUAUUAGACUGUGACUAUACGUACGGGAACAGGACUCCAGGUCUUAUGGUGAAGUGGUUCUUCAGAAGCAAAACGAGACCAGUGUAUCAGUGGAUAGUGUCACAAAAGCCACAGGACAUAGGCAUUUUAAGGGGCCGUGUGGACUUAAAUUACAGAGCUUCAGAUGAUCCAUUAAAAAUGUAUAGAGCUCUUCGAAUAGUUAAAUUAGAUACGGACAUAUCUGGUGAAUAUAUUUGUGUAGUGUCUACGUUUUUAGAUGAAGAUGUUAAAAGCAAACACAUGACGGUUUUCGUGCCGGAGACGAGUUUCCGAUUAAUCCAAAACAAGACGGAUGAUGACACGGUCAACGUCAUCUGUGCAGCGGACGGAGCCUUCCCCGCACCAAACCUUACUAUAGCCACACCAGAGAAACAUCUACAAGGAGUGGACCACAAAGUGCAACUAGUCAAUGGGAGGUACUCAGCGGUAUCGUCCGUCACACUCAAUGAUGCAGACCUGCCGUCACCGGCAGAAUUCAUUUGUACACUAAGAAUACCACAGGCGAAGUAUGCCGUUAGAAAAGAAGCAAUUUAUUAUCCAGGUCCAAUAAGCACGACUCCUGAGAUGCCCACAGCAGCAGACAUGCAGUUAGCGGCAGCAGUCAGCUCGAGAGAGGCAAACUCCUUUAUGGCACUCACAAUGGCUUGUUUGACAGUACUUAUACGGCUUCUUGUCUCAUAA
Molecule: messenger RNA, 888 nt
Organism: Spodoptera exigua (beet armyworm)
Lineage: Eukaryota; Metazoa; Arthropoda; Insecta; Lepidoptera; Noctuidae
Source: the annotation of a GenBank genome assembly